Molecule: messenger RNA, 1694 nt
Organism: Magallana angulata
Lineage: Eukaryota; Metazoa; Mollusca; Bivalvia; Ostreida; Ostreidae
Exons: 6
Coding region: 110-994 (294 amino acids)
Source: RefSeq, a predicted model, not a curated record
CACCGAGGCGGCAUUUUUGGAAAAGAUCUCAAGGACGGUUAACUGUUUACAUCAAAAAACCAAGUCAAGUCAUCAGGAACCCCUCUGAGGAAAGAAAUCUCUAAUAACAAUGGAUGUGUAUGAGCUAUUACCGUCUAUUGUUAUGACUGUUCUUUGUCUUGGCAUCUUGCCUCUUGGUCAGAAAGUGUGGAUAUCCGCUGAUUUGACAAUCACAUCAGCAUGGGGGCUGAUGUGCAUAACAUUUCCACAGUUUGUUAUGCAAUACCAAGUGGAUGGUGAGAUAGAUAUGCAGCAUGAGUAUUUUUAUAGACUCUUUGGAUUCGUUCUACUAGUCACCUCUCUGUUUGGUGUCUUAACUCAGAACUCCGACGAUCCUACAGUCAAGAUUACAUUCCUAUGGUCUCGAGUUAUUGCAACCAGUGUUUACAUAUUGAAUCGAGUGUAUUCCAUUUACAAUAUUACCAAGGAUCCUCAGUGGAAUGACAGGAGUUUGUAUUUCGGGACAUAUGGAGAUGUCCUCUGGUUUCUGGGAAGUUUGUACCACUCGUUAAGAUGUCAGGACUGGGGAUACGCAAACGAAGCACAUCUAAGAAUAGACCUUCAUCUUAGAAUGGACACUCUCCUUACAUUCUUUAUGGCUUUGAUGUACUUUGUCUUUCCAGGGCAUGUAUUUAAAAUCCAGGUUGAUGGCAAACUUGGCAAACUUCACCUCUCACUCAUCCGUAAUGUGGCAGCUUUUCUCUUUGGGACAUGUAUAAUCUCAGCCUCAGCAACCAGAUUUAGCAGCCAAGAUGACAAGAUGACGUUCCUCGCCCUUCGCAUCCUUGUCAACUCUUGUAUCAUUACUUUUCAACUUAUCGCUCAGUUUUUCCAAAGUCCGUGGAGCAUUUAUCACGUGUACUUCAGCAUCGUAACCACAGCAGUCUGGACUCUAAAUGCUGGACUGGGAUAUAUGCAUGAAGUCAAAAAAUUAAACAAAGACAAAGUGGAAUAAGCUGCCGUUUAUUUAGACAUGGACAUUAUUACUAGGCCUAUGUAUUCGUACUGUGAACUUCUCUUUAUUUGGUGCAAAGAUUUAUGAAUUUGUUUAAUAUUUGUACUUCAUUUUGGAAAGUGGGUGUAUUUUAGUUUUUAUGGGGAAUUUCAAGAUGUUACUUUAAAUAUUUGGUGGAGGAUGUAGCACCUGCACAUAUCUACAUUUAUCUUAAUUUGUUGUGAUUGAUUUACACAUGAUAAAACCAAAUGUACUGUUUAUACUGACAAAUGUUUUUUGUGUCGCUAUUUUACGUUCAUCGUCGCUAACCAAAUUAAGGUCUACAAUCCACUCCUGUACUAAGAGGAAAGGAGUGGAUCAUAGACCGUUGGCUAACAAAGAUGUUUUUCAUUGGCCUUGUAAGUAAUCAUCAUGUACAUGCAUGUCAGUGGUUUUUUUAUGUACGUGAAGAAAGCACUUUUUCGUACACAUUUAUACAAGUCAAAAAUGUUUUUUUGUAUGAAUAACUAAUAGUUUAUUGUGAGUCAAAUGUAUGGAUGACAUUUUGUUACUCUGAUUUUUAAAUCAUGGCAGAAAUUCAGUGUUAAACUAAAAUUUCCUAAAUGUGUUGAAACCUUAUGAAUAACUCAGUAUUUUGUAUUUUUAUACCAAGCCAGUUGGUUUGUAAUUGGACAGAUAUGAAUAAAUGAAACCUCCUGUG